Molecule: messenger RNA, 2745 nt
Organism: Dryobates pubescens (Downy woodpecker)
Lineage: Eukaryota; Metazoa; Chordata; Aves; Piciformes; Picidae
Gene: TOGARAM2
Product: TOG array regulator of axonemal microtubules 2
Exons: 16
Coding region: 1-2745 (914 amino acids)
Biological process (GO): microtubule cytoskeleton organization
Cellular component (GO): cilium; cytoplasmic microtubule
Molecular function (GO): microtubule binding
Source: RefSeq, a predicted model, not a curated record
AUGGUUGGACUCGAUGAUCGUAGAGAUCUUUCGCAACCAGACGAGUUCUGUGAUUCUCUGGGUGUGAUACCAGGAAUGGCCACGGAGUGGCACACCAGCUCCACAAAUACUCUUGGCAUUACUGGGCAGCAAGAGCGCCACCUGCGGAUCCAGAACCGCAGGUUUAUAAUCCAGGGUGUGGAUAACGUGGCACAAAUCCGAAGGAAAAGAGCCCCGCCAAAAUCCAAGUGUCCUUGGGCACAGCUGCCAGGAGGCAAACUCCUGCAGCAGCGCUGCCUGAGCAGCGCAAGGGAAGCCUCACGGCCGACCUGUGCCAGCCCACAGCCGCAGGGUCACGGCAGGCAGGGAGCAGGAGCCCAGGGCAGGACCCCUGGCGAGAAGCCAGGUCCCAGUGCUGAGCUCUCCAAUUCCGCCACGGAUCCAGAGCCAGUCCAAAAUGAGCGCCAAAACGAGAGCCCAGACGAUAUAUUUAAGGUUGUCAUUAAGAUUCUCCUGGGCGAUGUGUCCAGGGCCGAUACGCACCGGGCGGGAAGAGCCCAGCCAAUCACAGCUCCGGAUCCCAGCGCGGGCUUCCCCUCACGGGCGAGUGCCUCCUCGCCCCACGACCCUCAAGAAAGAGUGGUGAGCAGCGUUGCCAAGGAAACCAUUCUGCUCAAGGACAAACUGAAGCUGAGAAGGAUGUCUGAGGGUCUGUUAGCCUCACAGACAGGUCUGGCUGGCUGCAGUGACCCUAAGGUGGUUAUCCUGAAGCUAGUGGUUUCCAGGUCAGCUUCCCAGAGGCUCCUGGUAACCUCCAAGCCCCUGUCUCUCAUACAGAAGAAUCCAACAUGGGCUACCUUGUCAGCUGAGAACAGACUACUCAAGAAGAGAGUGAGAGAGAUGGAACGUUUACACAGAAAGAAACUAAAGGAAUUGGGGUUGCAGCUUCCAAAAGAGAGGGUUGAGCCUGGAGAUGCAGCUGAAAAAAGAUCUGGCCUACCACCUAUCAAUGAGACCGUUUCCAAAUUGCCCUGCACCAGCAGUACCUGCAAAAAAUGUGCUGAGACUUCCUCGGGGGAGCAAGCCAACAAGAUCUCACUGCCCAGGAUCAACAGCCAGGGUUGUGGCGCCCCCCACAGGCUUUCGGCAAAGAAGCUGCCACUCAUUGGUCAGUGCAUACUGGAUGAAGAUGAGGCAGAGGAUGGGGACAUCCAGGAAGCCAGACCCUUCCCUCACCCACAGCAGGAGCUGCUCAAUGCAUUCACAUGGCUCAGCAGUGAUGAGUGGGAUGAUAAGACAAAGGCACUCCACAACAUCAGAUGCCUGGCUGCCUGCCAUUCAGAAAUCCUUCUUUCUAGACUUGAUGAUGUUUCCUUGGCAGUUACCAAAGAGGUGAACAACCUGCGUUCAAAGGUGUCUCGCUCUGCAAUCAGCACUCUUGGGGUGCUCUUCAAGACCAUGAAGAAGCACAUGGACCAUGAAGUGAAUGAGAUUGCUCCAGUCUUGCUCCACAAGAUGGGAGAGUCCAACGAGUUCAUUCAGAAAGCAGCCAGUCGCUCCCUGGGGAUCAUGGUGGCAAAUGUGACUCCUGCACGAUCAGUGGCUGCUCUCAUGGCUUCUGGAGCCCAGCACCGCAACGUCCUGGUGCGGAGGUUUGCCGCUGAGCAUCUCCUGUCUGCCGUGGAGCAAACCGGAGCUGGGAGGCUCCUGUCAGGAAGCCGUGACAGUAUCAACCUGCUGCUGCACACGCUGGUGAAGCUUGCUCAGGACAAUCAUCAGGACACAAGGUAUUACGGACGGAAGAUGCUGAGUAUCCUGAUGACUCACCCAAACUUUACCAGAUACCUGAAAUAUUCUGUCCCUCCACAUGACUUGAAAGAUAUUGUGGAAAGAAUUAAGCAGCAAGGAGUAGAAGAAAAGAAAUGUGAACUUCCCCCUAUCAGAGAAGACAAAAAGCCUAGUAACAGCAACUUGAGGAUACUACAGGACAUCUCAGCUUCUGAUAGAGGUUUGAGGUCUGGCUCUCAAGUCCAUGUUGCACCCUGCAAGGGAAUCUGCUCCACCUUACCUCGGGCUGCAGAAGAAACUCAUAAGCUUGAAGAGCUUUACAAGCUCCUGGCAGAGAAAGAGUUUCAGACGCGCAUCAAUGGAGUGAUGCUCCUCCUAGAUCACUGCAGAAACAUUCCUGAGUCCAUCUGCAAUAACAUUGUCCAAGUUUUUGAUGCUUUUGUCCCAAGACUUCAGGACUGGAACAAGAAAGUGAAACAGAAGGCAUUGGAGGUGUUGGCUUUGAUGAUACCACUCCUCAGAGAUGCCUUACAGCCAGUGCUGUUCCUUGUGGUAUCAGCAAUCACUGACAACCUGAACUCGAAGCACCCAGGGACUUACGCUGCAGCUAGGAAAGGGCUGGAAGAAUCCAUUGCUCACCUAGAUAACACCUUGCUGCUGCACUGCCUUGCCCUCCGAGUGCGUUACCUCAGUGGCCAAGCUCUGCUUGAUGUCACAGAACACCUCUCAGGGCUUGUGACAUCUCUGUAUCCCAAAAAACCCCAAGCUGUCAAGUGCUACGCCCUGCCUGUGCUCUGGUUCUUCCUGGGAAAGAGUGCCCUGCCUGUCCCAGGCGACAAGAUCAAGGCUGUGGUCACCAAGCUCGCACAGAGCCUCUAUCAAGAGAUGGGCUCCAGCCUCAGGGAGUCUGCUGCUAAGCAGCCUCCACAUGUGACCAAAAACCUCUGGAAGAUCUUGGACCUGGUGAAGAAACACUGA